GAUCUUGGCAGCGUUGGCAGCGCCACACGCCAGCCACGCGCCACACGUAAACAAACAGCAAAACCGCGUCAAAAUGGCGGAAAAACGAAAACACGAUGAUGGUGAGGCGCCGGCGGAUGACGGCUCUGACGAGGAUGUCAUCGGUCCUCUACCGUCCGAGGCGGCCAAACCGAAGAAGGUCAAGUUCCUCCCGUUCGAGCACGUCUACUUGGACAACCUGCCGUGCGCCGACGGGUACGAGAAGAGCUACAUGCACCGCGACGUGGUGACCCAUGUGAUCGUCACCAAGACAGAGUUUGUGAUCACCGCCAGCUGCGACGGGCACCUGAAGUUCUGGAAGAAGAAAGACGACGGAAUCGAGUUCGUAAAACACUUUCGGACUCACCUGGGGAACGUGCAGGACAUCGCCGCCAACUCGACGGGUCUGUUCCUUUGCUCAGUCUCGAACGACAAGUCGCUUAAGGUGUUCGACGUCGUCAACUUUGACCUCAUCAACAUGAUGAAGUUACCCUACACCCCAGGUCGCUGCGAGUGGGUGUACGGCUCCGGGGAUGCCAUCGCCGCAGUGGCCGUCUCGGACGCUGAGUCCGGCAAGAUCUACGUCUACGACGGCCGAGGCGACGAGAAUCCGCUGCACGCGCUGCCGUCCCUCCACUCGGCGCCGCUGUCCGUCCUCAGGUACAACGUUAAGUUCGAGACGGUCGUGUCGGUCGACAAGAAGGGCAUCCUGGAGUACUGGACGGGCCAGCGCGGCGACUACGGCUUUCCCAAGUGCGUCCGCUUCGAGUCCAAACUGGACACGGACCUGUACGAGUUUGUCAAGGUCCAGUCGUACCCGACGGGGCUGGCCUUCUCGCCAGACGGCACCCAGUUCGCCACGGUGAGCACAGACCGCAAGGUGCGCGUCUUCCGCUUCAUCACGGGCAAGCUGACGCUGGUGCUGGACGAGAGCCUGCAGCACCUGUCCGAGCUGCAGCAGAUGCAACAGCAGCUGCCCGACAUGGAGUUCGGGCGCCGCAUGGCCGGCGACCGCGAUCUGGAGAAGUCCGAGGCCUUCCACUACUGCAACGUGACGUACGACGACAGCGGCCACUUCCUGCUGUACGCGACGCUGCUGGGCAUCAAGCUGGUGAACCUGCGCACCCACGCGUGCAGCCGCCUGCUGGGCAAGAACGACAACAUUCGGCCUCUGCACCUGGCCCUGUACCAGGGCGUGCCCGGGCGGCAGGCGCCGACCCUGGAGACGCAGGCGUCGGAGAACCCGACCCUGCAGGCGGCCGAGGCGGACCCCACGAUCGUCUGCACGGCAUUCCGCAAAAACCGCUUCUACCUGUUCACACGGCGCGAGCCGGACGAGGGCAAGACGGAGGAGCGAGACGUGUUCAACGAGCGGCCGUCCAAGGAGGACAUCAUCUCGGCCACGGAGUCCUCGGCCCAGCAGCGCUUGUUCCCCACGGCCAUCGUCCACACCUCGAUGGGGGAUGUCCACGUCAAGCUGUUUGUCAAGGAAUGCCCCCGCACGGCUGAGAACUUCUGCGUCCACGCCAAGGCGGGCUACUACAAUGGCCACAUCUUCCACCGGGUCAUCAAGGGCUUCAUGGUGCAGACGGGAGACCCCACGGGCACGGGCACCGGUGGCGAGUCUAUCUGGGGAGGCAACUUCGAGGACGAGUUCCACCCCACCCUGAAGCACGAUCGGCCGUACACACUCAGCAUGGCCAACGCGGGACCCAACACCAACGGCUCCCAGUUCUUCAUCACAGUGAUUCCUGCUCCGUGGCUGGACAACAAGCACACGGUGUUUGGACGCGUGGUGCGGGGCAUGGAGGUCGUCCAGAACAUCAGCACGGUUCGGACGAGCCCCAAGACGGACAAGCCGUACGACGACGUGCGCAUCGUCAGCAUCACUCUGCGCUGAAUCGGGUCGCAUCCCAUCGUUGGGGACAUACAUCACAUGGUUCAUGCCAUCACACGCAACUUCGUGUACAUAAGACACACGGCAUAAUGUGGAACGAAAGGCGGAAUGAAUGAUUGAUUAAAGUCUGUUGAGCUGGGGCCCUAAUCUACACGGCAGGACCGAGGGACAGAGAUAUUGCCGCUUGCUGCAAUUGGACAACUCUGCGCCGCUGACCAAUCGGAGCAGGCGGCGAUGUCCCGGUCCCUCGGACCCGCCGUGUAAAUUAGGGCCCCUGGAGUUACUGAAUAGGGAUGCAUCUUCGGAAGUUUGAAUGAGGGAAUGCUUUUACCAAUUAUAAAUGUUUCUCCUAGUAAAACUGUGCCGAUUUAUGUGA
This is a messenger RNA of Ixodes scapularis (black-legged tick), 2291 nucleotides long. RefSeq names its product peptidylprolyl isomerase domain and WD repeat-containing protein 1. Bases 74 to 1918 code for a protein of 614 amino acids. Lineage: Eukaryota; Metazoa; Arthropoda; Arachnida; Ixodida; Ixodidae. Gene Ontology annotation, biological process: protein peptidyl-prolyl isomerization. The transcript is spliced from 2 exons. The record is from RefSeq and is a predicted model, not a curated record. Gene Ontology annotation, molecular function: protein binding; peptidyl-prolyl cis-trans isomerase activity.